Sclerotinia borealis F-4128 is the source of this 1608-nucleotide messenger RNA. The record is from the annotation of a GenBank genome assembly. Lineage: Eukaryota; Fungi; Ascomycota; Leotiomycetes; Helotiales; Sclerotiniaceae.
AUGAUAGAUUCAAGGCCAGUGACCUUGGUGUCUGAUACCGAAAUGGAAAAGAGUACUGCUCCUUCAGUUGACGAUUCGAUAUUGAGAGAGAAGAAGAACAUGGUUGCAUUAUCACUUAGUAUCUUUCUUGUUGCUUUGGAUAUGACGAUUGUGGCUACAGCAAUUCCUAAGAUCACCGAUCAAUUUCACGGUCUAGAUCUCGUCGGUUGGUAUGGUUCCGCCUUCUUCCUAACCGUCGGCUCCUUCCAAUCGACAUGGGGAAAAGCCUACAAAUAUUUCCCCCUAAAGAUAACCUUUCUCUUGUCCAUCUUUGUCUUCGAACUUGGAAGUUUGAUCUGCGGUGUUGCACCAAAUAGUACCGCUCUAAUCGUAGGCCGAGCGAUUGCUGGACUUGGUGGUGCAGGAAUUGCGUCUGGAGCAUAUACAAUUAUAGCUUUCGCAGCACGCCCCCAACACCGCGCCGCAUACACAGGAAUCUUGGGUGCAGCAUAUGGAGUAGCAUCUGUGAUUGGACCGCUUCUUGGGGGUUUAUUUGUCGAUAAAUUAACAUGGCGUUGGUGUUUCUAUAUCAACUUACCUAUUGGUGGGGUUGCAGCCGCUAUUAUUUUGUUUCUGUUCACAACCCCUCCAAAUGCAGUACCAGAGCGUGCUACUCUUAAGGAAAAGAUCUUGCAAAUGGAUCUCCCUAGAACUUUUACAAUCAUGGCCAGUCUCGUCUGUUUUUUCCUAGCCCUCCAAUGGGGUGGCCAGACCAAAGGCUGGAAAUCAGCGGAUGUAAUUGGUACCCUCAUCGGCUUCGUCCUUCUCCUCAUCCUCUUCAUCGUAAUCCAAUAUUCUCAAGGCGAGCGCGGAAUUAUCGUCAGUCGUUUAUUAAAAGAACGCUCCAUCACUGUAGGAAUGACAUAUGUCUUUUUCCUCGGCGGUGGAUGGUUUCUCUUACUUUACUAUCUCCCCUAUUACUUCCAAGUCGUCUCUGGGGUUUCGGCUUCUCAAUCUGGUGUGCGCAAUCUGCCUAUGAUUAUUGGUAUCACGAUCGCUACCAUUAUUUCCGGAGGCUUGAUUUCUGCAUUUGGUCAUUUCGUUCCCCUCAUGCUCCUCGGCGCAGUCGGCACAACAAUCGGAUGCGGGCUCCUCUACACCUUAAGCACAACCUCCACAUCCGCCCAAUGGAUAGGCUACCAAGCCCUCGCCGGGCUCUCCACCGGCCUCGCCUUCCAAAUCCCCGUCAUCUCCUCGCAAGCCACCGUUUCCCCCGCCGACCUCUCAUCCGCCACCGCCAUGAUACUAUUCUUCCAAACCAUCGGCGGCGCCUUCUUCAUCUCGAUCGCCGAAGCAGCAUUCGCAAACCGCAUCCUGAAUGUUCUCCCUCAUUACGCACCUUCGGUAUCCCCAGCCCAAGUACUAUCAGUAGGCAUUAGCGAGCUGCGGAAUGUGUUUGGGAAAGAGGGAGAGAUGAUUGAGGGUAUUAUUGAGAGUUAUUUGCAGGGUUUAAAGGUCACGUAUGCGAUUGCGAUUACAUGUUCGGGUCUGGCAGUCUUUGUGGCGCUGGGGAGUAAAUGGCCUUGGAUUAAUUUGAAGGGGAAGACUUCGAUGGGUGGUGCUGUUUAA